Caenorhabditis remanei is the source of this 816-nucleotide messenger RNA. RefSeq lists its product as uncharacterized. Bases 1 to 816 code for a protein of 271 amino acids. Lineage: Eukaryota; Metazoa; Nematoda; Chromadorea; Rhabditida; Rhabditidae. Gene Ontology annotation, biological process: intra-Golgi vesicle-mediated transport. The record is from RefSeq and is a predicted model, not a curated record. The transcript has 6 exons. Gene Ontology annotation, cellular component: COG complex; Golgi apparatus.
AUGAACAUUUUCAGGGAUUUCUGUGAAGUCGUUGUCGACGAGUAUGUUACUGCUUCUAACUUUGCUGAUUACUUGGAGGCAUUCGAGGGUGGAAUGUAUGCUCUUCGUCUCGUCAUGGAAUUUCAAACUGUUGAGCUUCCGGAUGUAGGAGAAGUCACUGUUCCAAUUGCUCUUUCUCCACCACUGCAGUCAGUUCUGUUCGACAUUUCAAGUCGUCUUGCAGAUGCAUCCAUUUCACAUCUCUUGACCAAGAAAAUUAGAAAGCGGCUUGAUGAUCAUGUAUCUACUCGAAUGGCUGAACUGAUAGGGAAUAGAGUAGAAGAAUUGAAAGAUGCUUGGCAUUUACCUACCAGAUCAACUCUCCAAGUACUUUUUGAUUGUCAGUUGUUGAGUGUUAUGUUUCCUAGUGAAAACAUGCGUUCCGUUUGCACUGCAAUUGAAUCUCAUCUGGAUCCAUUUGAUGUCUCCUUGUUGUCACCACUUCUUGCUAAUAAUGUUAAACUUGUCUACACCAGAACUCAGGUUCUUUUCUCGUGUCUUGUUGCCGAUACUUUCUCCAACAAGGAAGUUCAGCUUCCCCAGUCAUUUUCGAAAAUCCAGGACUUAGCUGUUCACAUCGAGCAACCUUCUCGUAUCCCGAUGGUGCCAAGACUUGAUAGAACGAUGAGUGGUGAUAAAAAGAAUGGUGGAUCCAGACUUAAAAACAACAAGUAUUUGGCCAAUCCAUCGCAGCAAGGAUCCUCGAAGAGCACCCCAUCGCUGAGCGCCUUCUACGACAGAAUUUCAUCUAGCUGGUUUGGUGGAGCUAAUAAUUAG